Molecule: messenger RNA, 129 nt
Organism: Funneliformis mosseae
Lineage: Eukaryota; Fungi; Glomeromycota; Glomeromycetes; Glomerales; Glomeraceae
Source: the annotation of a GenBank genome assembly
AUGUUAAAUGAUAUUAAGAAACAUAUUAUAAAUAAGCGAGAUUUAUAUAAUGCUGUAUAUAAGUUUUGUCAGCAAAAUAAUUCUGAAGAUUCAAAUACAUCACAGAUGUUACAAUUAUUAUUACAAUAG